Messenger RNA from Manis pentadactyla (Chinese pangolin), 1699 nucleotides. It is a transcript of the gene SAXO3, whose product is annotated as stabilizer of axonemal microtubules 3. Lineage: Eukaryota; Metazoa; Chordata; Mammalia; Pholidota; Manidae. The transcript has 5 exons. The record is from RefSeq and is a predicted model, not a curated record. Bases 342 to 1460 code for a protein of 372 amino acids.
GCCUGGGCAAGUCUGGAAAUCGUUACCCCCGAGGGGGGCAGGCCUGGCAGAGGGAGGAGGUGGCCAGAGGGCUGGGACCCUUUGGAAAGGGGGGUGUUCCUCAUGGAUUCCCUGAUGUGCUGAGUGGCCUCUGUCCCUCUUCCCCUCUGGGUCUCUGUUCCUCUAAUUCUGGGUAUCUGUCCCCAUCUCUGGGGUCUCAAUGUCCCCAAAACUCUGAACUUUCCUCCCUUUCUCCUUCCCCACUUUCUUCUCUCCUCUCUCUUGGCCUUUCCCCUCCAUUUCUCAGUUUCUCUCUUGAGGUCCCUGUCCUUCCAAGCUGGGGUCUCUCUCCAUCCAUCCACAUGUCUGCAGGACCUCCAUUGGCUGGCUUCAGUGUGGGCGGGUUCUGUUACCUGGGGCAACCGCAACAACAAGCCUGCUCCUGCUUAGCUACGGGUUGGGAGUGGGACCAUGGCCGGUGGGACCCUACCUCUGAGCUAUGGUCCCCCAUCUCAGGCACCGAGGUGCCUGGAUCCUGGCCCAACUGGCAUCUCACCAGCAGUGGGGUCGGCCACCACAUUACCCCGGCCGUGCCCUUUCCCCCACCCACUGUGAAGUCCACGGUUGCGGAGCCCCUGCCCCCGGCCGCAAAGCGGGAUUUGCACAUCUGGGCUUUUGAUGAGGUCAUCAGCAGAUGGGAGACGACUUCUGGCUCGGCUUACGUGCCCAAGACUCACGGCGGGUCCUACACGCAGCCCAGGGCCCCAGGGCCAGAGGACCCGACGCGAGCUAUGGGGAUCAAGGAUUUAGGGGAAAAGCUCAGACACCGCGGCGGACGCCUCCCUCUGACCACAAGGCACCGGUGCAGUGAGACUAAGGCACAGUACACCGGUUGGCCCGGGUUGGACCAGCGCGCCCCCUUCUACGUCGGGCCCCAGCCCCUGGAGCUUGCGGACCACCACCGCGGGGGCCCUUCCCAGGCUCUAAUCCCCUGGACCAAGAACCCCGAGCUGGCCGGCCGGCCUUUCACAGUGUCCGACCAGGGCAUCCUGGACCGCCGUCAGAUCUAUCUGACCACCUCGGCCCAGGACUUCCGGGCCUACUGGAAGAAAGAAUUGUCUGAAUGUCCCCGCAAGGAUUCGCUGACCUCCUGGAGCCUCGAGGAGACACCCCAGGCCUGGGGCCAUGACCCGCGGGGGCUGCCCUAUCUGCGCUCUUCUCGGCAGCCUGGGCCGCAGGGGAUCCGCGUGCCCCGUGCCCGCCCGGUCACGCCAGCCGUGCCGCACCGCGGGGCGUUGUCUCUAGCUCAGGAGUCCUACAGUUCCCCGCUGCACCCACUCCGCCGGCUGGACCGUUUCUGCCCGCUGGAGCUGCCCUGGGGCGGCCCCCACCGGAAGCCGGUGUCAGGCAUCUACAGCGUGCCGCAGGCUUAUCGCACCGAGUACUCCGCCUACGGCAACCUGAAGCGCGCGCUGGUCUGAGCAGGCCCGGCCAGCCCCGCCCCGGACACGCCCCCAAGCUGGGUGCGGGGCCAAGCCUAGCGGAGGGCGACUGGGGCGCGCCGGGAGGGUCUAAGACCGGGAACCCCGCCCAUCGUGGGGGGCACGGAGCCUGGGACGACCCCUCGAUUUGGGGGGCGGGCCUGAGCCUGGAAAAUUAACUCUGGGGCUGUGGGCCAGCGGCGGUUCUUACCAAUGACCAGAUAAAUGGCUGAAACAAC